UCAACUGAUCUGAAUCAAGGACACACACAACACAAGGUGACAAUCAGUACUCGAGAUGAGUGUGCGUCUGUGCGCACCUUAAAGCACUUGGCUAUGAAGGAAUCUCUGUCAGCAGCCCAACACCAGACGG
Messenger RNA from Vitrella brassicaformis, 130 nucleotides. NCBI's taxonomy places the organism in Eukaryota, Vitrellaceae. The record is from the annotation of a GenBank genome assembly.